Molecule: messenger RNA, 1838 nt
Organism: Hibiscus syriacus
Lineage: Eukaryota; Viridiplantae; Streptophyta; Magnoliopsida; Malvales; Malvaceae
Product: aldehyde dehydrogenase family 2 member B7, mitochondrial-like
Exons: 11
Coding region: 97-1722 (541 amino acids)
Molecular function (GO): aldehyde dehydrogenase (NAD+) activity
Source: RefSeq, a predicted model, not a curated record
CGUGGCUGGUUGCUCAUACGAUUCGCCAUCUCCUUUCCCUGGGAAAAAACCAAACUGAAAACCGCGCUUGAUUUUGGCUUUCAAAAUCGUAUUUGAAUGUUAGAUAAAUCGAGAAUGGCGGCUCGGAGGAUUUCUUCAUUGCUUUCUCGCUCACUGGCUUCCUCCUCUUCUCUGCUUACUAAAGGGAGGAUUUCUGGAGUAGGCAGAGUAGUUCCUAGUUACAGCACCUCCUCUUCUGUUAACAACCCGAUCACUCCUUCCGUCAAAGUGAACUGCACUCAGCUUUUAAUUAAUGGGAAGUUUGUUGAUUCAGCAUCAGGUAAAACGUUUCCAACAUAUGAUCCCAGAACAGGAGAUGUGAUUGCUCAUGUUUCUGAAGGUGAUGCUGAAGAUAUCGAUCGAGCAGUUUCCGCUGCUCGCAAGGCAUUUGAUGAAGGACCUUGGCCAAGGAUGACUGCUUAUGAAAGAGCAAAGGUGUUGUUUCGAUUUGCUGAUCUCCUUGACAAGCAUACCGAGGAGCUUUCGACACUCGAGACUUGGGAUAAUGGAAAACCGUAUGAACAGUCUGCUAAGAUUGAACUACCCAUGAUCUCACGAGUAAUCCGGUACUAUGCUGGUUGGGCAGACAAGGUUCAUGGUCUCACUGUUCCGGCUGAUGGUCCACACCAUGUUCAAACCAUAAAUGAACCAAUUGGUGUUGCUGGUCAAAUUAUUCCAUGGAAUUUUCCUCUUCUUAUGUUUGCUUGGAAAGUUGGGCCUGCCCUAGCAUGUGGCUGCACCAUCGUUCUCAAGUCCGCUGAGCAGACACCUUUGUCUGCUCUUUUUGCAGCCAAGCUACUUCAUGAGGCUGGACUUCCUCCAGGUGUUCUAAACGUGAUUUCGGGUUUCGGUUCAACUGCUGGUGCAGCUCUUUCCAGUCACAUGGAAGUGGAUAAGCUUGCUUUCACUGGAUCAAGUGAUACUGGAAAAAUUGUCCUCGCAGCUGCUGCAAAAAGCAAUCUUAAGCCUGUAACAUUGGAGCUUGGAGGAAAGUCGCCUUUCAUUGUAUGCAAGGAUGCUGAUGUGGACAAGGCUGUUGAGUUGGCUCAUUUUGCUUUGUUCUUUAAUCAGGGACAAUGUUGCUGUGCCGGCUCUCGGACUUAUGUACACGAGAGUGUGUACGAUGAGUUUAUAGAGAAGGCAAAGGCACGUGCGUUGAAACGUAGAGUUGGUGAUCCAUUCAAGGCGGGAACCGAACAAGGUCCCCAGAUUGAUUCGACACAAUUCAAAAAGAUCCUGAGGUACAUAAGAUCUGGUGUCGAAAGUGGAGCAACGCUCGUAGCCGGAGGAGAGAGGUUAGGGAAUAAAGGCUACUAUAUUCGGCCCACUGUUUUCGCCAACGUAAAGGAAGAUAUGUUGAUUGCACAGGAUGAGAUAUUUGGUCCAGUUCAAUCAAUCCUGAAAUUCAAGGACUUGGAUGAGCUUGUUCGGAGGGCAAAUCAGACGAGAUACGGGCUGGCUGCCGGUGUCUUUACAAACGACUUAGAAACAGCAAACACCUUGACUCGGGCGUUGAGAGUCGGAACUGUUUGGAUAAACUGCUAUGAUGUGUUCGAUGCAAGCAUUCCAUUUGGUGGGUACAAGAUGAGUGGACAAGGGAGAGAAAAGGGUGUUCACUGUCUGAGCAAUUACUUGCAAGUGAAGGCAGUUGUGACUAAAUUGAAGAACCCAGCUUGGAUGUAGAGGUCCCUUUCACCAACUUUUUACCUUUUGCUUUCUUUAUUGGCUGAAGGAGGAAAUUGCAGGCAUAAUUUAGCUUAGGUAGUGAUUUUAUCAUAGAACGUCUGUUUAUGGUAAUU